AUGCAAACAGAAAAAUCAUUAUGUUUCAAUUCCUCUUCAUUUCCAGUCGUUGAAAUUCCUUCAUCUUCCGAGGUGCAACAGAAGAAGAAAUACUUCAUUCCUAAUACCUCUGGUUAUGAUUAUGAUGAACAAUAUCCAUUCCUCUCCAAUGAUCUUUCUCAACAAACCAAGCAAGCCUUUCAUAAUAUCGUGAAGGCUUUUCAAGAGAAAAUUCCAAACUUUGUCCUUUCAUGGAUUGAACACAUGGUGAUAACGGUACAGAGAGAAGAAGACUUCUCUUCAUGUCUAUCCGUAUUGAUGAAGGAAUUUAAUUAUCAGUUGCCGGCUUGCAGAAUGGUGGUGGCUGCAAGCCCUUUUGAAGAAGAAGAGAAGAGGGAUCAUCAAGUAAAACCACUCGUACAAUUACAAGCUACAUGUUCCGUACCACAUUUGUUCGACGUUGGUUCAUCUUUCUCCCAAUCGGAAGAGAAGAAGAAAGAGGAAGAAUUAGAAUUCAAAACCAUCACUCGUUAUCAUGUCGGCCAACGCUACAGUGAAAGUGCUGCCUAUGCCAAUGUUUUGUACGUGAGUGGGCAAGUUCCCGAGGAUGAUGGAAAGAAAGACAUUAAAGGUCAAACGAAGGAGGUUCUGGAUGCCUUGGAUCAGCGAUUGAAGGAGGCAGGAACUGACAAGACUAAACUCUUGAUGGUUCAAAUCUUUCUUGCUUCGAUGGAAGAUUUUAAUGGCAUGAAUGAGGUGUGGGAUCAGUGGGUCCCUAAAGAGAAUGCACCACCACGGGCGACUGUGGAGGCAAAAUUGGCAAGACCUUACUGGAGAAUUGAAUUAGUGGCCACUGCUGCCUUGUUGUAG
Molecule: messenger RNA, 849 nt
Organism: Naegleria fowleri
Lineage: Eukaryota; Heterolobosea; Eutetramitea; Acrasida; Naegleriidae
Exons: 1
Coding region: 1-849 (282 amino acids)
Source: RefSeq, a predicted model, not a curated record